Molecule: messenger RNA, 1008 nt
Organism: Coregonus clupeaformis (lake whitefish)
Lineage: Eukaryota; Metazoa; Chordata; Actinopteri; Salmoniformes; Salmonidae
Product: small membrane A-kinase anchor protein-like
Exons: 2
Coding region: 736-1008 (90 amino acids)
Molecular function (GO): protein kinase A regulatory subunit binding
Source: RefSeq, a predicted model, not a curated record
CGUAUAAAAAAUAUAAUUACGUCCUAAAAGCUACAGCCACCAUUAGAACUUGGAGUCAAACAGGCAACAAUUUCAACGAUAACCUAUGGACAAUCUCGAGUAGAAUGAUGGCAAGAAGGUGUAGUCCUCCAGGUCCGACUAUUCAUGGCUUUGAGAGCUUAAAUCGAUUUUUGCAUUUUGUUAAAUUACUGCACAAUGUGGUAUGGUGCAACAUUGGAUGCCCAGUUUGGUAACAUAGUGCACAUUUGGUGCAGAGAGAGAAACCGACCAAUGCUGUCGUUGCCUUCCAAGCUUCAAAUUCAAGUCCUUGGACGCAUAUGCGGCGGUUUAUAGCCGAUACGGAGAUGGAGUAGAGAGGAGAGGCUGCACGUAUGGUGAUUUCGGUUCACAAUCCGUGUGGAUGUAUGAGACUUCUUCAUUGAAAUCAACCGUAGGGGAAAGUAUCGUUCAAGAGAAAACGAGGAUGUGUUUUCCUACUGGGUGAAUUUGAUAUUCAUGGGGGGGAAACUCACCCAGUCCUACUUUUCCAAAAGCCUUCUUGAAGCACAUGGGAAAGAUGUGUGUAGGGGAGUACAGGAGCAUGGCUGACCGUCUGGACUAUUUCAGCGAAGCUCGGUCCAGACAAGAAUCGGCUUCCUAGCCGUCACUUCUCGACCAGAGCCCAAGCCCCUCUCUGACACACUCCUGCUUCACCAGCUACUCUCUCCCUGAAAUCAAUGCUACAUUAUUUAUAUCAUGGGAUGCGUCAAAUCCAAGAAGAGCGAUCUGACCCAGUACACCAACUCGGUGGAGAAGGUGGAUGGCAAGCCUGGGAAGCGACAGGGCGAGAAUCCGCUGCUGGUCCACUUGGAGAAAGGGUCAGGGGAAGACUCUGCCCGGGUGGACCCCAUCCUGCUGGAGUAUGCCCAGCGGCUGUCGGAGGAGAUAGUGGCUCGGGCAGUGCAGCAGUGGGUGGAGGUGGACAACCGCUACAGUGACAUCCCCUACAUUGAGUGUGACGUGCCAUGA